AAGCCAGAAUCCGUCUUAAAACCCUUGACACCUCUGAACCUCAGGGACUUCAUCGAGGGCCUUCCUGGUUAAAAUGCUGGAGGACAAAGAUGAUCCCAACACUGAGUUCAACAAUGAUAAUAUGGUGAUGACUGCAUGGAGCCUGUUUGCUGCUGGAACAGAAACCACAUCAUCCACCCUAAAACAGUCUUUUCUGAUGAUGAUAAAGUACCCUCACAUUCAAGAGAGUGUUCAGAAGGAGAUAGACGAGGUGAUUGGCUCAAGAGUGCCCACGGUUGACGACAGAGUUAAAAUGCCCUACACGGAUGCUGUCAUUCACGAAGUCCAGAGAUACAUGGACCUCAGUCCUACGUCUGUACCCCACAAAGUGAUGAGAGAUACAGAGUUCUACAACUACCACAUUCCAYAGGGUACCAUGGUCCUGCCUCUGCUGUCCUCUGUGCUUGCUGAUCCCAAAUUGUUUAAAAACCCAGAUGAGUUUGACCCAGAGAACUUCCUGGAUGAAAAUGGAGUCUUUAAGAAAAAUGAUGGAUUCUUUGCUUUUGGAGUGGGUAAGAUCAUGCUCCAAGUAGUUUGUGGAUUAUGUGAGUUAAAAACAAGAAACCUAGUGGCCUGGGGUGGUCUUGCAGUCUACAGUAAGCCGCUGCCUCUCUGGAGGUACUAUGUUCCGCUGCCAGCAUGGGUUUGGUUUGAAUCUGACCCGCUGCUUUUCAGCACACUCCUAAUAACUUUCCUGUAUCUCUCUAUAUCCUAUCCACAAAAAAACUUUAAAAGAUAUGAGAGGAUUGGGCCUUUCCUAGCCUGGUGAAGCUAGCCUGAUCCACCAGCCUAGGGUUUCCCCACUCAUUUAAAAAAACUUAACAAGAAACCUGAGAACCUCUGGUCAACUUCAAUUCAGUUAUAGGRUCAGCUGACUGACAAUGACCUCUAUCCUUUCUCUU
This is a messenger RNA of Salvelinus sp. IW2-2015, 941 nucleotides long. NCBI's taxonomy places the organism in Eukaryota, Metazoa, Chordata, Actinopteri, Salmoniformes, Salmonidae. The record is from RefSeq and is a predicted model, not a curated record.